UUGUAGGAUUUAGGUACAUUUGCUUUAGCUUUGAGGCGUUUGUUAUUCUCUCGUAGAACUGAUUAAUAAGAUUCUGUAUUAUCCAAAUCAUCAUAAUGACGAAGAGAAGGGUUGGGGGGGAUGAAAAAGAAAGAAGGUUGUGGAAAGAGCCUAAACUGCGAAGAAAGAAAAAGAAACAAGCAGGUACCGCCGGCACCAGGCCAGAAAAUGGAGAACCUGAGAAUUCCCUUCACACAAACUCUGCAGGCAGCGAAGCGGAGGAUGACACGGAGUUGCCAGCAUCAGUAGCGCUGCGAGACACUUUUGGCUCUUCAUCUAUAGAUAACAGUGCGCAUUAUUCCGCUCCGUCGCAUUUGACACCGAAGGAAGAAAUUGUUCCUCGGAAGCCAAGCACACAGGCCUCCGCCGCCGAUAAUGCGGAGCAUUUGCGAAUUGCAGAUGAUGUUUCUUUAGAAGAUGUAAUAUCUGAAGCCAGUGAAAAAGAAGACGAGAGCGAUGCCGACGAAGAGCAGCCCAAAGCUGUUGGAUUUGAGAAUGAUCCGUUUGGCAAGCACUUGGAACAUGUGAUACCUGACAGUGUUGCGGAACGUGCACAACAGCGAAAAGAUUUUACUGAGAACGAAUAUACGUUUCCGUGUGUGGGGAAAUGCAGCAUUCGUCGUCUCGGACCUAAUAAACCGGAAUUGUACCUUUGUAAUUUAAGAAACUCCUUCGUGCGAAAAAACCUGUUGAAUAAUAUUUCAUCGGGUGACUGCUGGUCUGAAGUGAGCGAUGAAUAUUUUGGAAUCAUCAACAGCUACGUCGAUUUGUUUCAUUUUCACAUACAUCACGACACCGAUUUGGAUAUAAAGCGCGCUUAUUGUUUACAUGUCCUUAACCAUGCUUUAAAAACCAGGAACAAAAUAAUCUCUCACAACAGUAAGAUUGCAGAAAAGAAAGAUAGAUCGACAGAAUAUCGAGACCAGUCUUAUCAUCGACCGAAAACCCUAAUUUUACUCCCUUUUCGGCAUAAUGCUUACCGUAUUUAUCAGAUCUUUUGCCAGCUGUUGAAUGCCAAAGAAAAAACACAGAUUAUGAAUCGAAAACGCUUUGAGGAGGAAUUUGGAUGGACCAACUCUGAUCCAGUGGCCAAUGAUCCCGAUCGCCCGGCAGAUUUUAAGGCCAAUUUCUCUGGCAAUACGGAUGAUUGUUUUCGCAUCGGAAUCGCAUGCUCCAAAAAAUCGUUGAAGCUAUACACUGAAUUCUAUGCUGCGGAUAUUAUCAUUGCAUCGCCUUUGGGGCUUAGAAUGAUUAUUGGAAACGAAGGGGAUAAGAAGUACGAAUAUGAUUUCCUUUCUUCCAUAGAAUUGCUGAUUUUGGACCAAGCAGAUGUGUUUUUAAUGCAGAACUGGGAUCACCUUUCGCACAUUCUUAAGCACAUCCAUCGUUUACCCGUCAGCACGAAAGAUGUGGAUUUUUCUCGUAUUCGUCCGUGGCUGCUGAAUGGAUGGGGCAAAAUUUAUCGGCAGACGCUGUUGUUUUCGUCGAUCCGAUUGCCGGAGAUGCAGGCUGUAAUGAACCGACACUGCUUUAAUUAUGAAGGGUCGGUAACUGUUACCUAUUCGGAUGUCGAUCGUUCGCUAUCGCGAGUAAUGUCUUCUAUACCACACGAAUUCCAUCGAAUUCAGAGUCAAGAUCCACAGAAAAUGGCGGAUAUUCGGUUACGAUAUUUUUUGGAUAAGAUACUGCAGCCAUUGUUGGAUACAAACAACGGCCAUACCAUGAUUUUUGUCCCUUCGUACUUCGAUUUUGUAUGCAUCCGAAACCAUUUCAAGCGCGAAGAACUCAGCUUUGUGCAGAUUUGUGAAUAUUCAUCAUCAGCAAAAGUGGCCAGAGCCCGUGACUUGUUUUUCCAUGGCAAAAAGAGAUUUUUGCUUUAUACCGAGCGCUUCCAUUUUUAUCGCAGAUAUCGAAUCCGAGGAAUCCAGCGAAUUAUUUUCUUCGAACUACCCCACUAUCCGCAGUAUUAUUCUGAAGUGUGCAAUAUGAUGACAGCAUCAGACAAUGCAGCAACCGGAGAGAAAGCCAUUGCUUUGUUUUCUAAAUUGGAUUUUUUAAAACUGGUCCCCGUUGUGGGUGCACCAAAAGCAAAAGAAAUGGUUCAGGGAAACAAAUCUCAAUACACUUUUGUAACAGGUGGUACGGAUUCCUGAUUAAGUUAUGUGCAUUUUCUUUUUGGUAAGGAUCUGUGCGAAGGGUGCAGAAGUCCAAUUAAAAAUAAGAAAACUAAAAUUAAUG
Messenger RNA from Paramacrobiotus metropolitanus, 2277 nucleotides. RefSeq names its product U3 small nucleolar RNA-associated protein 25 homolog. Bases 96 to 2192 code for a protein of 698 amino acids. Gene Ontology annotation, biological process: maturation of SSU-rRNA from tricistronic rRNA transcript (SSU-rRNA, 5.8S rRNA, LSU-rRNA). The transcript has 11 exons. Gene Ontology annotation, molecular function: U3 snoRNA binding; rRNA binding. Lineage: Eukaryota; Metazoa; Tardigrada; Eutardigrada; Parachela; Macrobiotidae. The record is from RefSeq and is a predicted model, not a curated record. Gene Ontology annotation, cellular component: nucleolus; small-subunit processome.